Molecule: messenger RNA, 2958 nt
Organism: Cephus cinctus (wheat stem sawfly)
Lineage: Eukaryota; Metazoa; Arthropoda; Insecta; Hymenoptera; Cephidae
Product: myogenesis-regulating glycosidase
Exons: 10
Coding region: 45-2888 (947 amino acids)
Biological process (GO): carbohydrate metabolic process
Molecular function (GO): hydrolase activity, hydrolyzing O-glycosyl compounds; oxidoreductase activity
Source: RefSeq, a predicted model, not a curated record
UUCGGUAGAAAAGAGCACAGUGCCAAAGGAGAGUCCAAGCGAGUAUGGAAAGUGUCAGCAGAGGUAUCGAUCGUUGGCGAGGAAAAGUAGCUCUCGUUACUGGCGCAGCAUCCGGAAUUGGUGCAGCAAUUACAAAGGCUCUGCUGGAAAACGGUUUAACGGUAGUUGCGGUAGACGUGGACAGCGAAGGACUGAAUCGUAUGAGAGAGCAAUUACGAGAUGACGAUCUGCAUCCGAUGGAGUGCGACUUGUGCAAGGAAGAAGACCUGAAUAAAGUAUUCGAAUACGUAAAGUGUAAUCUAGGCGCAGUGAACGUGCUGGUGAAUAACGCUGGUGUAACGAAUUACGCAAAAAUAAUUGAGAGCGACAGGGCGGCGUUCGCGAGGCUGCUAAAUAUUAAUGUCCUCGCGGCGGCCACGUGCGCCAGCAUGGCGGUACGUAUGAUGCGAGAGAGCAAUGCAGAAGGUCACGUUUUCAAUAUCAACAGUUUACUGGGCCAUGAAAUUCCUGAAGGCGUCCCCGACGUAGUUGACGGCUCCGGCGGAUGGAAUUUAUAUCCCAGCUGUAAGCAUGCGACUGUCGCCAUGACGCAUACGAUACGACGGGAGUUGGCUAAGAUCAAAGUUCCAAUCAGAGUUACGAGCAUCAGUCCUGGGCUGGUCAGAACUAAUAUCAGUGGGCAUACACCCUCUCUCAAGAAGUUCUUUGAUAAAUUGGAAUGUCUAGAACCGGAGGAUGUAGCCGACGGCGUGGUGUAUGCACUGGGUACACGUAGCAAGAUAGAGCACAUUAACGGUCGAUAUAUAUUUCGAGAAGAAUCGCUACCGGCUAAUCAGUCCGCUGUGAACAUGUGGCGCGUGCACGUCGUGGGGCUUCUCGUUAUCUUCUUGUCCGGCAUCGGAAAAUCCUCUGAGCCCGGUGCAACCUUUUCUGCAAAUUUGGGAAACCGCAAGGUGAAUCUUAAGGAAGAUGGAGAGAACUUCUCGGUCGAGCUCGAGAGAGCUGAUGGUACGAAAGCCCUGAAAAUCCUGUUCAUCUCCGAGGCUAAGUCGACGACCACCCGCACCAGUCCUAGAUUCAUUCAGGAUUGCCCGGACGAAGCUGUCUGCAUUCAGUCGAACGACCUCACUCGAAUCACCAUGACUCAGCCCGACUUUGAAGUUGUUAACAUUGCCAUGCACAGUCCCGGAAACGACACGACGUAUCGGAAUUGCAUCAAGCUGGAUGACGAUGUCCAGUGGUUCGGUGGGCCUCAGCAGAAGAAACAAUUCUGGCCAGUGCAGCACAUGGUGUAUCAGGAUUACGCCUACCUGCCCAUCGAAGACCAGAAUGCCGCAAUUGCCGAGCCCUAUUGGUUGAAUGGCAAAGGAACAUUUAUUUACGUUAACAGAACAGUCCCACUUUUUAUCGAUCAAAAUAUUUAUAAGUACCAGCAUCUCUGUCUCGUCGCCAAGAUAGACACACCGUACAGACCUCGUGGAUACGUUCAUCUCAAUUACAACGUAGGAACUUUCGCUAAUCCCAGACUUGCCCACGAGUACGCAGUUGAGAAUUUCCUAGGUAAACCCACAGACAUUCCAGACAAGGCUAUGGUCACGUAUCCCAUCUGGUCCUCCUGGGCAAAAUACAAAGUCAGCGUAAGCGAUUUCUUAAUGCGUGAAUAUGCCGGAGAAAUCCUUGCCAAUAACUUCACCAACAGUCAGAUUGAAAUCGACGACCUUUGGGAGACUUGCUACGGUAGUCUCACCUUCGAUACCUCCGCAACCAAGUUUCCUAAUAUCCGUAACCUCACGACUGAUCUCCACAAUCUUGGAUUUCGCGUGACCCUCUGGAUCCACCCGUUCAUCAACGUGGACUGCACCGAGUAUUAUAACUUAGCCCUGAGGAAUGGCUACCUGGUCAAGAAUAUCAACGGAUCAGUAGAAACUUCCUGGUGGCAGGGAUCCAAUGCUACGAUCGUCGACUUCACAAAUCCUGAAGCAGUGACGUGGUUCACGGGUCGUCUCAAUGCUCUAAAGGAAUCCUCAGGAAUAGAUUCCUUCAAGUUCGACGCAGGGGAAAUAUCCUGGCUGCCUCAACCGGCAGACUUGACCGGAAACCUAGAAGAACAACCAGGAAUUUUUACAGCACUCUACUCGAAGCAUCUGUCUGAAUUUGGAAGCUCGAUAGAAAUAAGAUCAGGCUGGGGAACCCAAAACUUACCAAGAUUCGUGAGGAUCAUCGACAAGGAUACAAGGUGGACCUGGGACAACGGUCUCCCGACCCUGAUCACAACCACGCUGACGAUGAACAUAGCUGGUUACGUAUUUGUCCUUCCUGAUAUGGUAGGCGGGAACGGGUACGUGGGUGACGAGGCAUUGAUAUCGUCAACACCUCCUGAGAAGGAAUUGUUCAUCAGAUGGUUGCAGGUCAAUACCUUCCUGCCAGCAAUUCAAUACUCAUUCGUUCCUUGGACCUAUGACCGCGAGACCAUCGAGAUAUGCAGGAAAUACACUGAUCUCCACAUCGAGUACGCGAGAGUCAUUCUCGACAUAAUGGAUGAAGCCGUAUCGACAGGAGCACCCGUCAACCCACCGAUAUGGUGGGUGGACCCAGACAACAAAGAAGCCCAUAAGAUUUCAGACGAAUACAUGCUGGGUACGACAAUUCUGGUAGCACCGGUGAUCGAGGAAGGCGCCGUUACUAGAAACAUUUAUUUGCCAUCGGGACACUGGCGCGAGGAGGCCUACUCCAAUCACACCGUUUACGUGGGACCGACGUGGAUUUACGAUUACCCGGCCCCGCUCGACGUCUUACCAUAUUUCACACUAGUAACUCAAAGUAGUGGUACGGUACACAUAGCCAGUGCACUGUUUACAUUGUUAACAGUUAUCGCAAUUAAUAUAUGAUCUAAUCAAAUUUAUCUUAUCUAAACAUUUUUACGUAUACAUAUAACAUUAUAAAAGAUAAGUUUAAGUA